UUGAGCGGGGGAUCUGCUGUUGGUUAUGUGAAAGAAGAAGAAGAAGAAGAGAAAAAAGGGCGGAGUUGGGCUCGGCACAGUGUGUGUGUGUGCGUAAAGAAUAGGUUGAUUCAACGUUUUUUUAGUACAGGCCUUUGCUCCUGCUCGCCCGAGUUGCUCGGACGAUUCUCUCCCAUUCGAUCCACGUCGGUUCCGUCGAAAGUCUUUCGGAUUUUUUUUUACCCCCCACCAACUCAACUCAUAAUAACGUCCAACAACAACAACAACAACCGAGUCUGGGUUUGAAAACGAUCCAGGUGGGAAAAAAGCUGUUGCCCGGAUUGUGUUGUUGUUGUUGUCUGCCGCUCUAAUAAAUUCCGGAUCGACUCUGGACUAGAUUGGCUUAAGCCUCGCAAUUCGGGGGGAAGAAGAGACAAAUAUGAAUCGAUUAGCCAACGAGUCCGAGAUGAAAUGGAUGCCGUUGCUCUACGGAGUGACGGCCGGCCUGUCGAGUUUGGUCGUCGUCCUCAUGCUCGUCUGGACAUUUCACUUCCGCGGCGGAUUUGCCUGGCAGGAUUUCCCAUCCAUCCAAUUCAAUUGGCAUCCAGUCCUGAUGGUCGUCUCUUUCAUCGUCCUAUACGGCCACGGCAUUUUGGUGUACCGUUUGUUGCGUAACGAGCCGAAGAAGAAGCUGAAAUGGCUUCACGCCGUCAUGAUGAUGACGGCCCUUUUGCUGGCCUCCAUCGGACUCAAGGCCGUCUUUGACUCGCACAAUCUGGCCGAGCGGCCCAUCGACAAUUUGUACACGCUGCACAGCUGGAUCGGUCUAUCGGCCGUCAUCUGCUUCGCGCUCCAGUGGCUCUUUGGAUUCGUCUCGUUUCUCUUCCCCGGCGUCCGUCACUCGCUCCGCGCCUCCUACAUGCCACUGCACGUCUACGGCGGACUGAUGAUCUUCGGUCUGGCCACGGCCGCCACCCUCAUGGGCCUCUUGGAGAAGGCCAUUUUCUCCAGGGUUUCGUACGCUCCUUUGACGGCCGAGGGGAUCCUCAUCAACUGCACUGGAGUGGCCGUGGCUUCGCUGUCGCUCCUCAUCGUCUACAUCGCCACACGGUGGCAGUACAAGCGGCAACCGCUGCCCGAGGACGAACUUCUCCUGGCCGAUCAAUUGGCCGAAUGAUGGCGAUCUGAAUUAAAAUUUCUUUCAGGCGACAGAGAUUU
Daphnia pulicaria is the source of this 1197-nucleotide messenger RNA. Its product is annotated as plasma membrane ascorbate-dependent reductase CYBRD1-like. NCBI's taxonomy places the organism in Eukaryota, Metazoa, Arthropoda, Branchiopoda, Diplostraca, Daphniidae. The record is from RefSeq and is a predicted model, not a curated record. Gene Ontology annotation, molecular function: oxidoreductase activity. The transcript is spliced from 4 exons. Bases 419 to 1156 code for a protein of 245 amino acids.